Messenger RNA from Diaporthe batatas, 3075 nucleotides. RefSeq lists its product as uncharacterized. The transcript is spliced from 3 exons. NCBI's taxonomy places the organism in Eukaryota, Fungi, Ascomycota, Sordariomycetes, Diaporthales, Diaporthaceae. The record is from RefSeq and is a predicted model, not a curated record. Bases 638 to 2545 code for a protein of 635 amino acids. Gene Ontology annotation, molecular function: DNA-binding transcription factor activity, RNA polymerase II-specific; protein dimerization activity; RNA polymerase II cis-regulatory region sequence-specific DNA binding. Gene Ontology annotation, biological process: positive regulation of transcription by RNA polymerase II.
CCCAAACCCGCAAGAGAACUAAAACCUGGCCCGCCUGCAACUCUCGUGCGCUGCACCCAUACCCUUCUCUCUCUCCUUUCUAUUAUUAGCAUCACCAUUCGAACCCGUUCAGCCCCAUUCACUGCACGCCAUCGCAUCGCAUCACCGUACUCACUCGCACAUGUGGUUGAGUCCAUGCUAAUGCUAAUACCUGGGCGGCCAUACAACUGACCUGCAAGUAUACCUGCAAGUAUUCGCCUGCUCUGCCCUGGCCGUGUACCUGCUCGACCCUCUCUUCCCGCCUCUCUCGAUCCUUCUCGGAGCCAGGCCCACCAGCCCAGCGGCCCGUUCCCCCUCGCCUCUGCGAAGCAGUAAAUAUAGCUCGCCAUCUGCCCUCGACCCGGCCCCUUCAUAGCUAUCUUUAUCCCACUCCUCCACUUUUUCGCCUGUCUUCCUGCUCCUUCCUCACCUUGGUCCUUGCAAACAACAGCCUCUCCGCAGGACACUACUCCAGGCCUAGUUUCGACGAGACCCAAAGCUGGCUUGCAAGGCCAGCGCCGCAAGGCCGCACCCACUGGAAAUAGAGUCCCCGUCUAUUGUCGCUACCAAUUCCUGUUACAUCGCUGCGAUAGGCACCUAGUGUCUCAAGCCCUUCAAUAUGGGUCGCAGAAAGAUCGAAAUCAAGGCUAUCAAGGAUGAUAGAAACCGCUCUGUAACCUUUCUGAAGCGCAAGGGCGGUCUCUUCAAGAAGGCACAUGAGCUCUCCGUCCUGUGCUCCGUGGAUGUCGCCGUCUUCAUCUUUGGCCAGAACAAGAAGCUGUACGAGUACUCGUCCGGCGACAUGCGGGAGCUGAUCACAAGGUACACCUACCACGGCGGGCCGAACGAGCACAAAGGACCCGCGGACUUCAACGGAGGCGCUGAUGACGACGAGGACGACGACGGAGAUGCCACCCCGCCCCAUGGCGAGCGCAUGGGAACUCCCAUGAUGCCCCAGCACUUCCAAGGCCAGCCGCCAUUCCCACACAUGAGGCACCACACUCCAUCAGCAUCUCCGCCCAUUCCAAACGGCGUCCCCUUCCCUCAGCAUGCUCCCCAGGGCGUCCAGAGGGUGCACACCCCUCAGCCACAGAUCGGCUCGCGGCCGGGCUCGCGGAAUGACAUGAGACGCAUGCCUCCUCACAUGGUCCCUCCACAGGUAGGCCCCCACGGGCCUCCCCAAGGCCCUCAGGUCAAUGGCUAUGCAUACAUCCCUCAGCCGGCCAUCUACAACCCGCAGAACCCGAACAUGCCCCAACCCGGCCAUCAGUAUCCUUAUGCUCCGCCACCGCCUCACAUGCAGCAGUAUAUGGAGAACCACCACAGGCAGUCUUCGGUCCCUCCAAACUUCCCCCCGCAACCUCAGCAACAUCAGCAACCGCCGCCACCCGUUAGACAUUCGCUCUCGCCGCCACAGCAGACCCACGGCCUCCCAGCGCAGCCUGCACCACAACCACAACCACAACCACAGCAGCAGCAGCAGCAGCAGCAGCAGCAACAGCAACAACCACAACCAUCACCGCAACCUCCCCACUCGGAAAUCCGCAGCCCGCCGCCUCCGCCACCUCCUCAGUCGCAGCCUCAGAGCCAAGAAGCCGCGCCAGCGCCAGUGCAGCCCAAGCCGGAAGCAAGCGACAGACUUAUGCCACAGGCGCCUCUGCUCGAUACGGCCUCAGCUAUCAAGAAGAUGCCUCAAAGGAAACAGCACAGCAUCUUUACGCCAAUCGACGAGAACCGCUCUGUCCUGUCCCAGCAUCUGGCUGCAUUUGCGGAGCACAGUGGCAAGGCUGACCCCAAUGGCAACCGGUCACAGUCAAUGGACAUGCCCUCUUCCCUGCGGAACACCACGUCUCCGCCACAGGCUCCCAAGAGGGCAGAGACUGGCCCAGCUCCACCAAAGCGACAAGUUUCCGUGUCCUCCAUACCCGAGGCAGAGUUCACUCCACCCUCACGCACCAACAGCUUGCGUACUGGCGGCGGUGCGCGACCCCGCCUCAAGGUGCAAAUUCCCGACGAGCCAUCAGAUGCCGGUAGCAACACAGCAGAGUCCAGUUCCGCUGGUCCUGGUCACUCCACUGACGCUACGUCACAAACAACGCGGCCUGGUGACUCCCACUCGUCCGGGAUAGUGCUCCCACCGCCCUCGCCGUCUGCCACCACCACACUACUCUCGGCCGGCGCAACUGGGCCCCCAAACCCCUUUGCCCGUCCGCCCAACCCAAACAAUCAGAAUCACAUGAACAUUGAUACCCCGGCCUCUGCACUUCCCUCUCGGUACAUGAACAACGAGUUCCUACCUAGUCCAAGUUCGUUCUUCCCAGACAUGUAUGCACGAGGCCACGACAGCAACACCCUUCCUAGCCCUCUCAACUUUGCAACUCCCGUUGUUGGAUCAGGCCCUAGCUUCCUGCGUGAGGAGCUUUCCAAUACUGGCAAGAGAAAGAGCCCGGAGAUGAACAGCAACGGCCCGCCUUCAGACCCCAUGGAGCCUAGCAACGAGCCCAAGCGACUCAAGGUCGGCAACUGAGGCAGAGACGGGUUGAUGAAAACAAAUUCAUUGGGUGGAAACUGUACAUUAUUCUCUAAAAACGUUUGUCCAAAAGAUGGAACGCUUCGCGGCAUUUUCUUUGUCGGGUAUACCGAUCGAUUAUGAGUAUUGAAACUGUCUUUUGGUCGUCAGCUCCACCGCACGGUCUGGCAUCCAAUUUUGCUUUGCGGCAUUGCGGUGGAGUCUAAAGGAAAGAGGGGUGGUCAUUUGUGUUUUUAAGGUUACGAAAUGGUGGAGGAUCGGAUGUGGUGCAGAUAUGAUCUGGGAAUGUGGAGUUCUCACGCCGAUUUACUUUUUUCGUCUUCAUACGUACAACUUGUGGUGACACAAUGAGCUUUUGCUUUGGUUGGGUGAGCUGUUCAUCGUCGCGAAGCCCUCGUUGGUGUUGGCGGCAGCCUUUCUGUUAGCUUGAGGCCAGUGUGACGAAGAGCCUGGAUAUAGGGUCUCGGGAACAGGCAUGUGGAAAAUGAAUGAUACAUAGACUAAUGGAACCAAAAGUGCUACUCUGA